Messenger RNA from Chenopodium quinoa (quinoa), 2077 nucleotides. RefSeq names its product putative UPF0481 protein At3g02645. The record is from RefSeq and is a predicted model, not a curated record. The coding region runs from base 662 to 1942 and encodes 426 amino acids. The transcript has 2 exons. Lineage: Eukaryota; Viridiplantae; Streptophyta; Magnoliopsida; Caryophyllales; Amaranthaceae.
UGGCCUCAGCCUUAUAAAAUGGUUAAUUUAACUCUCUCAUCUUUUAUCGUUGUAGACAAUUACAAUGUUAUUUGAUGAAAAAGUUAUACAUCAGCAAAUUGAUUGAAGUAAUAGUCAAUGAUCUUGGCAUUGUUUAAGUUGUUUUCCUUUAAUAAAAUGAUCCCCGAGCUUUGUCUUCCUUUCUCCUUUUCUUCAUUGGGGGAAUUAGAAAAGGAUGUUGCGUUGCUGAAGCGGGUUCAGGCGUUCGUUAGGACUCAGAAUAUUGGUGCUCGUGCAGCUGGUCACAUCUUCAGCAAGAUCGGGUUCGCUAUAGCUAGAGGGAGGGAGGUCCAGAUUAUAUCUCGGCUCCCCACUAAUUUCUUGUAAUUUUUUUGACUCUGUAGGUUUUUGAAAUUUUUUAUAAUAAUAAUAAUAAUAAUAUAGUCAACGGUUGUUGUAAUAUAGUUGAUAACACCAAUACCUAGGGCUUUUUUUUUAAUUGUGUUACAUGCAAUAUUUUUUUUUACUUCUGUUGAAUUAAGUGUCAUAUAAAUGUGACAGAAAGAAUUUAAGUUUAUGCAUGCAACUCCUCUUUAAUUUGCUUACUUUCAGAAUUCAGUUACUCUUCUCUUUCAUCUUCUCUGGUCCUUUGCUCUGGUUCAACAACCUUUUUAUUUGAGGAAUGGCGACGGAUCAAUUUAAGGUUGUGGUAGCUUCAAUAAGGCGCAAGAUUGAUUUGAUGCCCUCAUCUCCCUCUAGCUUCAUUAAGGUGCCUGAAUAUAUUCGGUUGGUUAAGAAAGAAUGUUAUGAGCCUUUAGUGGUUUCAAUUGGUCCUAUCUACUAUAAAAACACAUCCUUAGAACAUUCACAAGAGAUAAAACUAAGGGAUUUUAUAUUCUUCCUAAACCUUAUUAGCCAAUUUAAUUAUGGUUUACAAGAAUGGUACAACAUCAUAAAAGGAAUGGAGGAGAAAACUCGAGCUUACUAUCAAAACAAAAUAGAUCUUUCUAGCAACGAGUUCAUCGAAAUGCUAAUGAUCGAUGCUGCAUUCAUCAUCUCUUUAUUUAUAUUCAUCAGCGAUGAAAUUCCAUGUGAAAAUUAUGACAUUAGAAAUAAGCUAGGAUUUUUUGCUAAAAUGAAUCGAGAUUUAUUUCUCGUAGAAAAUCAGCUCCCUUUUUUUGUUCUCAAUGAUCUAUUCAGUACCAUAUUUGGGGCAUUCUACCCUCUAGUUUCUUUCAUGGAUCUUACUUAUAAUUAUAUAAAUAGCGAAUUCGGUUUAUCUAGCAAAAAGUCUGUAAGUACAACAUUAAGAGGGAAUAAAAUAGACAAAGAAAUGAACGUCGAGCAUCUAGUUGAUUUCUUGAGGAUCUACUACUUGCCUUCCAAACUUCGCGAGGUUGGCCAAAACUACAACACCACUGAACACAUUAAGUAUCCUAUGACUGCCAAAGAGUUGAAAGCGGCCGGAGUAACAUUUGUGGCAAUUGACGGUGAUAAACAGCUUGAUAUUACAUAUUCGAAAGGUAAGUUGAAGAUUCCAAAAUUGUUCAUUCAAGAUAUCACUGAAGCCAUCUUCCGCAACAUCAUAUUUUUCGAACAAAGCCACUAUCAUCUCGAUUCUUACUUUAUAGAUUACAUGAUAUUUUUUGAUGACUUGAUUGAUUCUCCCGAAGAUGUGCAAAUUCUAGUGAAGAGCAAUAUUAUCGAGCAUUGGCUUGGGACGGAUGAGCAAGUCGCGACUGUCAUCAAUAGUAUAGUCAAGCACAUAUCGAUAUAUUCUCGUAACUUCUAUUACAAUGAAGUUUGUCAUAAGUUAAUUGCCUUUGCUUCCAAGAAGCGGAAUAAAUGGAAGGCUAUUUUGAGGAGGAACUACUUCAAUCAUCCAUGGUCAAUCACAUCUGUUAUAUAUUUAGUCAUCCUACUUAUUCUCACUGUACUACAAGUUUACACUGGUUUCAUGUAGUACUAUUACUUUUAUAUAUUUUAUAAGAGCUUUCUACUCCCUCCGUCUUGCUAAUUUCUACUCAUUUUCCAUUUUCAUUCGUUUUUCUAAUUUUCUGACUUCUAUUGUAACGUAUUGUAUCGAUUAUUUUUUCAA